Colletotrichum gloeosporioides is the source of this 468-nucleotide messenger RNA. RefSeq lists its product as uncharacterized. Lineage: Eukaryota; Fungi; Ascomycota; Sordariomycetes; Glomerellales; Glomerellaceae. The transcript has 2 exons. The record is from RefSeq and is a predicted model, not a curated record. The coding region runs from base 1 to 468 and encodes 155 amino acids.
AUGGAGGUAGUUGGGGCCGUAUCGAGCUUUAUCGCUAUCAGCCAAGCAUUAGUGGCCGGCCGCCACAUCGUCAACGUUCUCCGAGACAUCCCGAAAAUAGGCAGCGAACUACAAUCGCUAGACUUCGAGAUUCAAAGUCUUGCAUCUGCAGUCAAGGCCGCUGAAAAGCAACAAUAUAUCUCCCGCGGACGCCAGGCUGAAUCUCUGGAUCUCAAACUAGCGAAAGAACGGCUCGAGAAAACUGUCGAAGGCCUCCAGAACUUGCAUCGCCGUGUCACGCGAACCGACGAAGAUGGUAACGUCAAAGCGAGGAAGACAAGAUGCUUAUUCUUGCAAAAAGAUCUUGCGGACUGUCGAGAUAAGAUACGUGAUGCUAGAGAUACCCUGCAUCUUGUUCUGAUGAACAUGAACCUGGAAGAAACUACGUGCGUAGAGCGUCAUCCACAAAAGGAUGUUCAUAAGUGCUGA